AGGAUCUCGCGGUCUGGUAUUUAUAGUAAGUUAUUAAUGGAUAUGGUGUCUGCAAGAAACACAGAUCAUUUUCCAACACAUCGAGUCUAGCACUUAGUUUUAACGUUUGCUUAGAGUACGAGUCCUUCUCUGUUUCAUACAUAGAAAAAAGCUACUGAUAUUUCUCAAAAAGUAGAAGAAAUUGGAUUUCAAGAACACAACAAUUAUUUAUUCCCACCUGGUUUUGGAGCUGAGCGAUGUGGUUUUGACAUGUACCGAGCUGCAGGUGCAUGUGAUGAUUUUGAUGAUGACAUUCUUACUCAAUAUGUCAUUCAACAAAGUUUGCAGGAUGUGCAUAAGAGCGAAACGGUGACCACAGCAGAGAAUGACAGAUUUUAUUUUGCUACAAGUGCAAAUCACAGAAAGAUAAUUACUGCUAUUAGGACAGGUGAAGAAGAGACUUUGCUUAAAUUGAUAAGCCACAGUUCAGCUUUCCAGGAGCAAGACAGAGAUGGCUGCCUUCCUUUACAUGAUGCUGCAGCUCAACUCAACAAACAUAUUUUAGAAAUAACUCUGAAAGCUUCAGACUCCACAGUGUGGCAACAGACAAACGUGAAAGGAGAGACUCCUCUCUUUGUAGCGGUGGAUAAAUGUCUUGUGGAAAACGUCCAUUUUCUGCUACUUAAUGGCUUUAACCCUGAUUUUAAGAAUGAAGCUGGAGAUUCUCCUUUAUUUAUAGCUGUUCAACAUGACUCAUAUGAAAUUGCCUCCUUGCUGCUUCAAUUUGGUGCCAAAGUCAAUCUGCAGUGCGUCAACAAGCGGACAGCUUUACAUGAGGCAGCCAAGCUUGGCAGAAAAAGCAUGGUAGAAUUUCUGCUUUGGUCUAAAGCAGAUCCUGAUCCACGGAGUUCAUAUGGCUUCACUCCUCUAGCACUGGCAGCACAGAACGGGCAUACAGAAAUUCUGGAAAUCUUAUUGCGUAGAGGCGCUGAUGUUCUUUCCCAGGCAUCAGACUGUGCAUCCAUAUUAUUUGAAGCUGCAGGAGGAGGAAAUCCAGAUUCAGUCUCACUUCUCCUAGAAUAUGGGGCUGAUGCCAAUGUUCCAAAGCAUUCGGGACACCUGCCUAUCCACAGAGCUGCUUAUAGAGGGCACUUAUUAGUUUUACAGAUCCUGGUUCCUGUGACGGAUUAUUCUGCCAUAAAGGAGAGCGGAAUCAGUCCGGUCCACUCCGCAGCUGCAGGAGGCCACUUUCAGUGCCUGGAGUUCCUUCUCAAAUCUGGAUUUGAUCCCAAUUUCAUGUUGCAUCAGAGAGUCUGCAAAGGCUAUGAUGAUGAAAGGAAGUCAGCUUUGUAUUUUGCCUUCUCAAAUGGGGAUAUUAACUCAGCUAAGCUGCUCCUAGAAGCUGGAGCCUUACCCAACCAGGACCCUGUUAACUGUCUCCAAGUAGUCUUAAGAAUGGGCAACUAUGAGCUUGAUAGCCUCCUGCUCCGCCAUGGGGCCAACGUGAAUUACUUCUGUAGGGUUAAUACAACACAUUUUCCAUCAGCUCUGCAGUACACACUGAAAGAUGAAGUCAUGUCAAGAAUGUUACUGAAUUACAGGUAUGGUGUGUACCGUUGCUUCGACUGUUCUCACAGAGACAAGCAUUCCCGGUACAUGUUUGAAGGAUGGACCUCUACUGUUAUUAAAGACAAUAUGUUUUGUGAAGUGAUAACUGUAGCAUGGCUAAAGCAUCUCUCUGGAAAACUAGUACAUGUGAUGCUAGAUUAUGUGGAUCAUAUACGACUUUGUUCUAAACUUCAGAGUGUUCUUCAAGAGCAAAAAUUUUGGCCAGAAAUCAGUACAAUUUUGACUAAUGUUCGCCCCUUGAAACACCUUUGCCGUCUGCAAAUUCGGAAGUGCUUAGGACGCCUGCGUCUACGUUGUCCUGUCUUCCUGACGUUUCUGCCACUACCAAAUCGCUUGAAAGAGUAUAUACUCUACAAGGAAUAUGAUCUCUAUGGACAAGGAAAUCUGAAAGGAAACUGAUAAUUCAAGUACAUAAGUUAGUAUUGGCAGAUAUAUGGCAGUUACUUUUACCUUAGGUAAUUAUUUUCUCUAUGUAAUGUUGACUGGUUUUUAUGUAGUGAAUAUACAAGCAGCUUAAAAACACUGCUAGAUAAUAAAACAUAAAACCUGUUGCAGAAUAAGAUCAUGAUAAUUUCAGGCAACAAAUUUAUGGAAGUGGUUUUUGACAUUUUUGCUCCCACUCAAAUUCUGCCCCAAAUCUUCUACAUGUGAGUGCUGGGUGGGAGAUUGGUACACAAAGAAGAGCUCCAAAAGUCAUUAUGCAAACAGAGCAAACACUUCCACAAGAAUGAAAGAUCGUGAUUGCAUGUCUUGACUGCAUGUUGCUUCAAUUUCUCCUCAGUAUUUAGAGGGAAGAUGACACAGGGAGCUGCAGAGGGACAGAGAAAGUGGGACAAUUUGCAGAUAAAGCCUGUUACAUAUCGCUACCCACCAUCUUUUCUUUUUUUCAAUAGGAAACAGAAUUAUCUAUAGCAUCACUCCAGCUGGUGGUGGUUGGGUUUUUUUUGCUGUCAAGUCACAACCAAUUUAUGGUGACCUCUGGUGUUAGGAGAUGUUAGGAGGUGGUUUGCCAUUUCCACCCUCCAAGUCAUGACCCUUGGGAGGUCUCCCAUCCAAAUACCUUCUAGAGUCAGCCCUACUCAGCUUCUGAGAUCCGACAGGAUCAGGCUAGCCUGGGGCUAGGUCGGGGCCUAAAUAUACUCUGUUCUAAAUCAAACACUUCCUUUCUAUUGGCUCAAAGUGGCAUUGAUCUGCUGAUGCAUCUGUAUCCAAAGGACUGUUAUUUGCCUCAUCACACUCAUACUCAUCAAAUUGAUCUCAUAGUGGAAUACAACAGGAAGAAACAAAUUUUAUAUUUUAAAUCUGAGAAAUGAGACAAUGCAAAGUAUUUUAAAGGCUGAAAAUCAAACACAUGCAAGUUCAUAUAUCAACAUGAACCUAUAAACUCACUGCAACCAUAGCAAGCAAACAAAAAUCAGUGUCAUCCUUGUAUCAGGGACAUGUUUUAAAAAUCCAACUUGAGCAGAGCUAAUAUGGCUCAGUUGUUCAAUUAAAUAUAAAAUAGAUAUCAUUCCAACUGUUAUUUUUAUUAAGUAUAAUAAAUGAAUCUCUGGCUAUAUCAUAUAUACAUACAAAAUUAUUGAAUGGCCAACAGUUGAAAUAUUUAACACAAGAGUUCAGCGAUAUUUUUAAAAAUGUAUUCAUAAUUACUACAGAAACCCAUACACUAAAGUUAUAAUUGAAUGCUGCUGAAGUCCUCUCUAAUUUUAUUAGUAUACAUAUUUCAGUCUGCAAAGCAAAAUAUCAAGUUGACAGUACAAAUAUUCAGGGAAACUGUAUUAGUCUUAAAAACACUGCAAAAAUCACAGUCACAGAACAGGACCAAACCAUUAUGUUACUGCAAGAAUCCAACCAAUUAACUACAUUAUUAAAAAACCUUCAAGUUAAUUUUACAAACUUCUUGCCUUGCUUGUAGUUAUGUAAGUUAUUUCUUUAAAUGGCAAGUGGGUUUUGAACUUAAUUUAUUGUUUGAUGUAUAUAUUUGUAGGGUGUCUAAAAAUAUGGCCAGAAAUAAUGAUUAAAAGUGGGAGAAGAUAAUUUUGAUUAGUUUUUGUGUGUAUUGUGUGCAGACAAGACACAACAAUGCCUGGACUAGAUUAGGAUGGGAAGGAAAACUUGCUAACAAUUUUUUUGCUCUGCACUUCUGGGGGGGGGGGGGGCAUUAAAGUACUUUUAAAAAAAUGAUAUUCAUUUCUGUUUAAUAUAUCCCAUUUUCUUCUCAAACGUUAUACUAAAAUAUGAUCAAUACUACAUUUACAAAAAAUCAUGGUAAACAUAUGUGCCAGAAGUUGUGCUCUUCAGCUGCUUUAAAGUACUAAUUUAGUAGGAGGAAAAAACUUAAUUUAUUGAUAAAUGCAAUGGAACAUUUGGUUCAUUAUUACCAGAACAGUGUUUCACACAUGAGUUCUACUACAUGAAGAGUCUCUGGGUAGGAAAAUACAGACUUACUAUACAGCAUUAAAUACAGUGUAUGGCACUUGGUUCUAGAUCAGGACUCAGCAACCUUUAGUACCCAAAGAGCCAUUUGGCCCUGCCUCCCCAAGCCCUGCCUUCAGCCAAGCAGGCGGGAUAGACUGUGGCGGUGAUGCCAAGUUGCACCUGGGACACGGCGAGUGCGCCUCCUUCCCCGUCCCCUCCUUCCUUCCUCCGGCAUCCUUUCCUCUCCUUCCCAGGCGCCAGACAAGGGAAGGAGGGAAAA
Sphaerodactylus townsendi is the source of this 4306-nucleotide messenger RNA. It is a transcript of the gene ASB14, whose product is annotated as ankyrin repeat and SOCS box containing 14. Gene Ontology annotation, molecular function: protein binding. Gene Ontology annotation, biological process: intracellular signal transduction. The transcript is spliced from 10 exons. The coding region runs from base 250 to 2007 and encodes 585 amino acids. Gene Ontology annotation, cellular component: cytoplasm. The record is from RefSeq and is a predicted model, not a curated record. Lineage: Eukaryota; Metazoa; Chordata; Lepidosauria; Squamata; Sphaerodactylidae.